Messenger RNA from Dermacentor andersoni, 2626 nucleotides. RefSeq names its product amnion associated transmembrane protein (gene Amnionless). The record is from RefSeq and is a predicted model, not a curated record. NCBI's taxonomy places the organism in Eukaryota, Metazoa, Arthropoda, Arachnida, Ixodida, Ixodidae. Gene Ontology annotation, cellular component: endocytic vesicle; apical plasma membrane. Gene Ontology annotation, biological process: receptor-mediated endocytosis; intracellular protein localization.
AGCUUUCACGUUGCGGCGGUGGGCGUCCGACCGACUCGCGGGCAGAAUUCGAUCCCCGCUCCGGGGGUGGAGCGACCGAGCCGAGCACAAGUCUCUCGGCGUCUCGACCGUCGUCCCUUCGACGACUGUCGGGGUUCUCUCGUACCACGCUCUGCCAGCUCCCGACAUUCGGAGGCUCAUUCAUUCGAGAUUGCACAGCGGGCCACUCGAAAGCUCGCGUCAGGGAUACAUCAUCCGCACGUUCACUGCCAUGCUGCCUGUACUCUUUUGCAUCGCGCUGCUUUCCCUGUCAGUUUGCGGCGAGGGUGCCGUGAAGCGCUGGCUGCCGGAUACCCGCUGGGAGACUGGCCGCAACUGGCAGGCUGGGAAGCCGCCCUGUGCCGGACAGAGGGCCUCGUUGGGACACGCCCAGGGACUGGCCAUCUACGUCGGAUCGGCGGUGCAGCUCGGGGCGCUGGUAUUCCCGAAGACGGGGCAACUGGUGCUUGACGAAGGCGCCGCGCUCAGCUUCGAGAGCGUCGAGACGGACGGAGACUGCGUGGGAGAGGCCCAGUUCACGGCCCAAGAGCGCGUGCACUGGUACAACCCGGAUCACUGGGCGCUGCGCCAGUCGUCGCAGCUGCUGCCCGAGGCCGUCGAGAACCGGCCGGACACGGCGCCCAGGCCGCCCGCGGUGCCGGACUCCGAGCUCGUGCCCUGCCCCAGCGACUUCGUGAUCUUCGAGGACGAGCGAUUCCGCGUCGACAUGGACGGCCUCAGGCCCAAGGUGCGCGAGGUCCAGAUUGGCGACCGGAUAUAUGGAGGCCCUGAGAUGAACUCACUACUCAGCGGCGACGAAGGAAAAGCGAUGUUCAGUGGCGUUCUGACUAGCGGCUCACCGGACUGCGAAGACCCUCAGGGCUGCUCGUGCGGCAACGACCAGCCCGAGCCGCUGGAGCGAAUCUGCAUACAGCACGCGCCCCGUUGCGCCGAGGAUUUGCCUUGCCAGGACUCCAUCGUUAUGAUAGGAAACUGCUGUCCCAUCUGCGCUUCUGCGUUGCUAAUACAUCCCGGUCCGGGCUUCGUCUUUGACAAUGUUGUCCAGCUCCUCUUCAACGACAUCAUCAAGCCGAAGUAUGGCGGACACGUGCAAGCCUACAUCCACCGUACCUACACCGGACUCAUUCAGAUCAUCACCGUCGAUCUCGGCACCAAGAACAACGGGAUGCCGAUAGCCCCUGGAAAAGCUCACAGCCUUGCCACGGACAUCUACGAGAGGAUAACAGGCGAGGAUGCAGAGCAUUACAGCGUCCUCAGUGCGAGCCUGACCGGGAGUGAAAAGUGGAACACCACGCUGGCUGGCGGAAGCGGUGCAUCGCAAGGAGGCUCCGUGGCUGGUAUAGUGUUUGGAGUACUGUUCACACUGCUCCUGCUCGUUGGCGCCGUCUUCCUGAUCAUUCGGCGCUACGGAUUCAGACACCCCAAGACCUUUUUCAGGGGAAGACCUUUACUGCCGAUGGCUCGUUUCGACGAUGGGCGCAUUGAGCUGGAACUGGGUACCACACCCCACGAUGCCCUGGUGCCAUCAGGGGAUGAGCCCAGCUUCGAGAACCCCUUGGCAGGACCCUUUGAGGCUUUUCCUCAUUAUGGCGCCAGUUACAAGGAGGAACCGGGGACUUUUUCAAACCCGGCAUACGAAGAAGCAAGGAGUGAGAAAAGCGACGAUGAAUCACAGUGAUGAGAAGAAAGACAACCGAUGACAAUGUGCACACAUCUUGGUUUGUCCUGUGGUAAGUUUCCUUUUUACUGAUUUCAUGCUGCAUCCAUUCUUUACUGCCUCCUUAGUCUUUCUAACGUUGUAAUCUUGAAUAUCCCUUAUUUUCUCCUUGUUGAUCAGCUUUGACAGUUCUGCGAAUUCUAUUUGAUCUCAUUAAAGCUAAGCAUAGAGUCAGUCUACUAUUUUGUCAGCCUCUGUGUGCUGGCGGUGACAAGUGAAAGCACCUGCAUUCAGGGUCGUAAAAUUAUUUUUGUCAAUUAUGGCUGUCUUGAUAAACAAGUCUUCCGAAAUUUCGCACCUAAUUUUGUGUAAAUAUUGUCAGCAGAGAUGAAAAGAGUCUAAAUUUCAGUGACUCGCUCUUAGCUUUCAAAGAUGAACAUAAAUAAGUGCUUAUUGUCUUCUAUUCCCCAAGCUCAACAUAGUCUACACAAAGGUAGCCACUACAGAUGCUAACAGAAUACGUUUCAAUUUACAUAUAACACAAGUGGGUAUAACAACUGGUGAUUGAAUCGUGAGGUUUAACACUCCAAAGCAACACAAGAGAACGUAAGAGGUGCCACAGUGGAAGGCUCUGGAUUAUUUUGACCACCCGAGGCUCUGUAAUGUGCAUCUAAAUCUGAGCACACACAAUAUUUUUUUGCAUUCCCACCAUAUAUUACAAUGCAGCCGCCACGGUCAUGUAUUGAAGCUGUGCCUUCGUGCUACGGCAGCAGAAUGCCAGAGCCACUGUGGUGGGUUUAAAAACCAUUUGUAACGAUUGGCAUAUUCAGUACAUUGAAAGCACAUGAAGUAAGCUCGGAUGCUAUGAUACGCUGUCAUAGUGAUCAAAAUAUUUUAUUAUCAUUGUAAGCAGACCGAACUCCAUAUUCA